Messenger RNA from Closterium sp. NIES-65, 4485 nucleotides. The record is from the annotation of a GenBank genome assembly. Lineage: Eukaryota; Viridiplantae; Streptophyta; Zygnematophyceae; Desmidiales; Closteriaceae.
AUGGCUACCCCUAGUGUCCUCGCUUUUGACGCAGAGGGUCGGGCCAUUGACUUUGACGUCUGGGUAGAUGACCUGCAGCUUUUCCUACAGUGCGAUAGGGCAGACGGUCUCUCUCUCUUUGACCUCACCUCUGGUGCCUCUCCUGCCCCUGCUGCUGAUGCCGACGCCACUGUUCGCUCACAGUGGGCCACACGCGAUGCUGCUGCACGUCUUGCUGUGCGUCGCCACCGGCCUACAUCUGAGCGUGCGCACUUUAGCCAGUACAAGAGUGCUCAGACCUUGUACGACGCUGUAGUUGCACACUACUCCUCCCCUGCCACUGCUGCACUGAGCCGCCUCAUGCUAUCGUACCUCUUCCCUGACCUUGCUGCCUUUCCCACAGUCGCUGACCUUAUUACGCACCUCCGCACUAGUGACACUCGCUACCGCGCUGCGCUUCUUGCUGAGUUCUGCGCCAAGAACCCCCCCCCUCCCAUGUACAUCACUCUCUACUACAUAGUCACCCGGCUCCUUGACUCCCUUCACGUAGUCAGGGACCACUUCCUCAAAGUUUGCCCCACCAGUCUCACCGUUGACCUCCUCGAGAAGGCCCUCCUAGCAGGAGAGAAGAGCAUAGUCGCUUUAGGAGCCUCUCGUGGUGACCCUCGCACCCCCGUCUUUGAAGGGUGUUCCCCCUCCCCCCUUUUGCCCUCUGUUGCCUCUGCUGCUGCGGCCGGCCUCGUUGGUUUCGAGUCGGUCGGCGCUGCGUCUGCCCCGAACGAGAGACGCCGCACCGGCAAGGGCAAUGGGGGCAAGGGUGCUGGAGGGGCUGGCGGGGGUGGCGGAGGUGGCGGUGGAGGCAGUGGAGGGGGUGGGGGUGGUGGUGGGAGUGGUGGCAGGGGUGGAGGUGUCGGUGGCGGCAGUGGAGGCGGAGGCGGCGGCGGCGGUGGCGGUGGGAGAGGAGGUGGCGAGGUGGCAGCGGUGGAGGAGGCGACGUCGGAGGAGGUGGAGCUGGUCGAGGUGGCGCUGCGUAGAGGGUCGGCUCCGGAGGUGCGGGGUGGGGGUACUGGUCCGUGCACCUACGUCCUACGCACCGGCGACCGCUCGGGUGAGCAGUGCGGGGGUGCGCACUCCACUCAGCGCUGCUUUGGCCGCUUGACAGACGCUUGGCGUCACCAGUUCCCUGAGGCCAAUGAGAUCCCCCGCUGGGGCGAGCUGUCUAGGGCGGGAGUAGCUGUCUUUGACCUUGACUUUGAUGCUAUUCUUGCUGCCAUGUAUGCUGUAACUAUUAGUGAUGAGGGUGAAUAUUACCGUUGUUUUCCGCCCGAACCGGGCAUUGAGACUGCUGCUCUAGGUACUGGUGAGGCUGCUGCUCUAGGUGAUAGCAAGGCUGCUGCUCUAGGUGCUCGUGCGUCUGCUCCCUCAGGUGCUGGUGAGUCUGCUCUCUCAGGUACUGCGUCGGCUUCGUUCUCCUUCUUUCGAGACCGCACCACACUCACGCCGCUUGGUUGGCCAGUUGCAGUCUCCAUGGCAGACCCCUCUGGGGGUCCUGUCCUUGCUCACUUCUCUUCUGUCCUCCCGUGUCCGGCGGCCCCCUCUGGCACCUUGUCUGGUCUUUACCUCCCCUCGUUCUCUACGAACUUGGUGAGUGGUGCUGACCUACAGGAUGCGGGGGUUCACCUAUUCACUCCUGCGAGUCAGCGGGUGACCCACUGUAUGGACGCUCGGACAGGCCGACACCUGGCCACGUUUACACGUCAGCCGGGGUCAAGUCUGUACAUACUGACCACUGCGUCUCCUUUAGUUACUGCGUCUGGUCAGGUAGCUGCGUCGGGUCAGGUGUUUGCUGCAGCGUCCAGGUCUGGUCCCGAGUCUGCCCCCUGCUCGUGUCGCCUCCUGUCUCACCAGACUCUCCUCUGGCACCACCGUCUUGGUCACCCCUCCCUGCUUCAUCUCCGAGGCAUGGCCUCCCGUGUCCUUGUCUCUGGUCUUCCCCGGUCCCUCCCUCCCCUUCCUCCGGGGCCUGGCCCUACCUGCGUCCCCUGUGUCGAGGGGCGCCAGCGGGCUGCCCCUCACUCCUCCCAGUUUCCUCCGACUGAGGCCCUGCUGCACACGCUUCACAUGGACGUGUGGGGCCCGGCCUGCGUCCGUGGACAGGGUCACAAGCGCUACUUCCUGCUGGUGGUUGACGACUACUCGUGUUACACCACAGUCUUCCCCUUGCGCAGCAAGGGUGAUGUCACUGCGGUGUUGAUCGACUGUAUCCGCGCAGCUCGUCUCCAGGUGAGGCAGAGCUUCGGCUCGGACUUUCCUGUUCUGCGUCUGCACUCUGACAGAGGUGGAGAGUUCUUCUCUGGCCUUCUGCGAGCCUACUGUCGUGCACGAUGCAUCCGCCAGACCUUCACACUUCCGGACUCUCCACAGCAAAAUGGGAUUGCUGAGCGCCGCAUUGGCAUGGUCAUGGACGUUGUCCAUGCGUCUGCGUUCCGUGUCUGGGGAUCUUGGGCGUUUGUCCGCGACUUGUCUGCGGACAAGCUGUCCCCUUGUGCUGCUCCUUGCGUCUUCCUUGGCUUCCCCCUUGACGCGCCAGGGUGGCAGUUCUACCACCCCACCUCUCUUCGUGUUCUGUCCUCCCAGGAUGUCACGUUUGACGAGUCGGUCCCCUACUACCGCCUCUUCCCCUACCGCACUCCGUCCCUCCCCCCGCCACCGCUCUUCCUUGUGCCAGGUCCCCCCCCGGUAGACCCCCUCCCCCCUCAGGGUCCCGCCCCUUCAGGUGUGUCCCAGGUAGACGCAGUCGAGCCUGUCGAGGUUACUGAUGACUCUGGUGCUACUGAGGGUGCUGAGCCUGGGGGUGCUGACUCUAGGGGUGCUGAGCAUGUGGGUGCUACGCUUGGGGGUGCUGAGCCUGAGGGUGCUACUACUGGGGGUGCUGAGCCUGGGGGUGCUGAGCCUAGGGGUGCUGAGCCUGGGGGUGCUACGCUUGGGGGUGCUGAGCCUGGGGGUUCUACGCCUAGAGGUGCUGAGCCUGGGGGUGCGGAACCUGAGGGAGCUGGGCGUGCUCGUGUGGCGUCUGGCGGUGCUGGGCCUGGAGGUUCUCCGGGUGCUUCGUCUCGGCGGGAGCCACUCUCUCCACGGGAGCUGCGCGUGUGGUUUGCCUGGCGCUGGAGGCGUGCUGCUGGAGCUGGAGGUUCUUCGGCUGCUGAGGGUGCUGGUGUCGCGGGUCCCAGAGGUGCUCGUACUGGGAGUACUGGAGCUGCUGAACCUGCGGGUACGUCUGGAGCUGGAGCUGCUGAGAGUGUUGGUGCUGAGGCUACUGCUAUCUGUCCUAGAGGAGGUCCUACUGGGGGUGCUACUGGUGCUACUGGAGGUACUGGAGCUGGAGGUGCUGCUGGCGCUGGUGUUGCCGCUGGGGGUACUGGUGCUGUCCCUUCUGUGUUUGGAGUCGCCGCGCGGCCUCGGCCGUACUUCGUUCCACUCCUUCAGCAGGUUCUUGGUCUCCCGCCUUCUACUGGUCCUCCUCCUCCCUUAGAGUGUCCACAGCCUGUCCCGUCACAGUUACAGUUACAGCUGGCCUCCCCACUACCUGCUCAUUCUCCCUACACUGGUCCCACUGGAGGUCUUGCUGAGUGUCGUGAGCCUGCGUCUCGCCCUGCGUUGCCUGUCCGUCGUGCUCGCACUAGUGGUCGUGGAUCACGUCAGCGUCCUCCUCCUGUCCGUGGCACGCACCGGAUGUCUCUACGACGGUCCACUGCUCCUCUGCGUGCCCCUUUGCCUUCUCCUCCUGAGUCCUCGCUUCUUGCUCUUGCCGACCCGGAGUCGGACUCUCUUCGUGCUGCCAGUCCUACUGUCACGCGUCUGCUUGCUACUAUCGUCACUGACCCUUCCUUUGAGUCCAGUGCUGCGUCUGCCCUAGUUGCUGAGCUCGUCGACUUCGCUGCUCGCUGCCAUCUAGACUACGCUGCUAGUCUUGUCGCUGAGUCUGAGUCUGUCUGUCCUCCGUCCGUCGGGGGUGAGUGUGCCCUUGGCACGGACGUCCUUGAGGACAGGCAGGAGGAGUUCCAGUGUUUGGCUGCUGCUUCACCUCAUCUCGUGUCUGUGAUAGAGGGUCCCUACUCCUCUCAGUGGCAGGCAGCUAUGGACAUGGAGAUGGCUUCCUGGAAGUCCACAGGCACCUACGUUGACGAGGUUCCCCCGCCUGGGGCGAACAUCAUCAGUGGCAUGUGGAUUUUCAGGGUGAAGCGGCCGCCGGGUUCUCCGCCUGUCUUCAAGGCGCGUUACGUUGCUCGUGGCUUCACUCAGCGGCAAGGAGUUGACUACCUUCAGACCUUCUCUUCCACCCCGAAUAUGACCACUCUUCGGGUACUCCUGCACAUAGCUGCUCAGCGCGACUACGAGCUGCGCUCUCUUGACUUCAGCACAGCUUUCUUGCAGGGCAGCCUGCACGAGGAGAUCUGGCUGCGUCGCCCACCUGGCUUCACUGGGUCUUUUCCUCCUGGCACCUAG